Molecule: messenger RNA, 429 nt
Organism: Ostertagia ostertagi
Lineage: Eukaryota; Metazoa; Nematoda; Chromadorea; Rhabditida; Trichostrongylidae
Source: the annotation of a GenBank genome assembly
AUGCCAAUCAGCACGCCUCAGAAAACUAAGGAGCCUAAAGUCACCGCCCCAGAAAAAGCGAAAGUGCCCCAAGUUAGCACGCCUCAAAAGGCUAAAGUUACCCAAGUCAGCACACCUCAGAAGAAGAGUGCGCCUCAAGCAAAACCCGCUACUCAGAAUAAAAACACACCCAAUAAAUCGACUCAGCCUCAACUCAAAGCAACAACCCCACCGCCAGCACCCACUAAAUCCCCCGCGGUCACCCCAUCUAAAAAGACACCAUCAAACGAAGAUCACUCGGUGGUGAAGACGGCGUUACUGGUUCGACCGCCCAAGGAUCAGAAAGCUGUAGCAAGUCCCUGGGCCAGGAAAUUACGAUACCUUGUUACCAUUGCGCCUUCAAGCGAAGUGUUCUCCAAAGUUGUGCCCGUAACUAAUAAGACGAAAUAA